This is a messenger RNA of Beauveria bassiana ARSEF 2860, 1764 nucleotides long. RefSeq names its product C6 zinc finger domain-containing protein. Bases 1 to 1764 code for a protein of 587 amino acids. Gene Ontology annotation, molecular function: DNA-binding transcription factor activity, RNA polymerase II-specific; zinc ion binding. The record is from RefSeq and is a predicted model, not a curated record. The transcript has 5 exons. Gene Ontology annotation, biological process: regulation of DNA-templated transcription. NCBI's taxonomy places the organism in Eukaryota, Fungi, Ascomycota, Sordariomycetes, Hypocreales, Cordycipitaceae.
AUGGCCCCCGCCAAAGCCGCCGAGUUAAGACACAGCACCCCGCUCGCCCCGGCCAUCCGGGGCCGAGAUAACGGCCGCGAGCCAGCUUCAUCAUCGUCAUCAAGCUCGUCGGUGUCGGGGUCAGUUGCCGUCAUAGCGUCGCCGCCCACUGAAAAUGAAGGCACUAGUCCGCCGCGGCAGAAACGAUGGGCCACCAAGACGCGAACGGGCUGUAUUACCUGCCGCAUACGUCGCGUCAAAUGUGAUGAGGCCAAACCAAUGUGCAAUCGGUGCAUGACUUCAGGUCGCAUGUGUGAUGGGUACAAAAGUCUGCCCCAGAAGCCUUCAAAGCAAACCGCGUCGACUGCAUCCGAAAGCGUGCCUGAGCCACGUGUAAAUGGAAAUGACAGUGCCCAAAGUCUUUAUUUGACAGGCUCCAGGUCACGGUAUCCUGGCAAGUUUAGCCAAUGCGAGUACUCAGCUCAUCUAGUACCACCAGACUGGGAUCUCAUGGAAGCUUUCCACUACUAUUAUCGAACCAUUUUACCAAGCCUCAUGGCAAAUCAGUUGGACGACACAGUCGGUGUUUUCAUGCCGACAGCAGGGAACCUUGGUUGCAAGACGAGCUUCAUCACAUUCAUUUUUAGUAAUCGAAUAGCAGACGCCGCCAAAAAAAGAGGAACACUUCGAAGCCCUGAGGAUAUGCCACAUGACCAGUAUCUGUGGACAGCGUUUCACGCGUCCAUGAGCACCAUGCUCGCAGUGAUCAACGAAAGACUGUCUAGUCCUGAUGGCCCUACCAACGAUUCUGUGUUUGUCAGGAUAGUGGAUUUGCUAAGCAUUGAUCUCACGCUGCUGGGCAGCACCUGGAAGGCCCACCUCCACGGCUACGGCGCGCUUUACAAAAUGCGAGGCGGCUACACGAGACUUUCCAAGAGAAUCAAAAGCUUUGAUUAUCAAUUCCAAUACGUCUUCAUGCUCCAUGUGCUGACAAGCACGACCACUCCCGCCGCGCAGAUGCUCACCAUCUUCGAUGACCUCACGCCAGAAGAGACACACCAUGUCUUUACCUUCACACUCUACACCGACGUCCCGUGCUCCAGCCACGUCUUUGCGGACCUGAUUCGCAUCAAUCGUCUGCGCGCCCUCGUCGCUGGCGGCGCUUCCGUCCAGAGCUUCGUCCUCCCCGCCGCGCGGCAAGUCUACAAGCACAUCGCCGAAUUCUCCGUCGCCGACUGGGAAGAGCCUUACGGCGUGCCGGACAAGCCCGAGGCGCGCCUUCUGUGCCGCAUCUUCCAGAAAGCCGUCCUCCUUUACGGCCUGCUCACGCUCCCCCCGCUGAGCCUCGCGCCGACAACAACGACGACGACACCCACAGACGACAACGAGGCAUCGUCGAAUCUACCAUCGCCCGAAGUGUCAGGUAGCGAGGCGGACAUCGAUGACGGUGAGACACUUCACGACGGGGAUGCGGAUCCGGCGCCGACGCCGAGCACCGACACGCUCCGCGUCGAGAUCCUGUCGCUGAUCCGCGAGGUCUUGCCGCUCAUUGCCGAGCGUCCCACCAGCCUCGCCUGGCCGCUGGCGGUCGUGGGCGUGACGCUGACCGGCCAAGGCGACGCGGCGGAGCGAGACUUUGUCACACAGACGCUGCGCAGAAUCUCGACGCACCGCGAUGCAUAUUACGGGCCGACGCUGUGCUUGGGCAAACUGCACAAAUUUUGGGCAUCGGGGAAAACAGGCUGGGAGGACUGUUAUGAUGAAGCCUGCUCAGUCAUGGCCUGA